GAAGAAGACGAAGAGAACCCGAUGCGUAGAAGACUAUCUUCCGUUCUAAUCAACAAUCACUGCAUCGCGUCCCAACGCCAUUACCACACAUCUCGACCUGAGAAACCCACAAAGAAAGCCACCAGCCAUGAACCAACUCACAAAUUCACCAGGAAGCCAUGGGAGGAGGUUCCAUUUCUCACCGAUCUCAAAGAAAUUGAAGACCCAGAGGAAGCUCUUUCUCUCUUCCACCAAUACCAGGAAAUGGGUUUCCGACACGACUACCCAUCUUACUCUUCUCUCAUCUACAAGCUUGCAAAGUCCCGUAACUUCGACGCUGUCGAUCAAAUUCUCCGCCUUGUUCGCUAUCGAAACGUCCGGUGCAGAGAAUCCCUUUUCAUGGCAUUGAUUCAGCAUUACGGGAAAGCCGGUUGGGUGGAUAAAGCCGUCGAUGUUUUCCACAAACUGACCUCCUUUGAUUGUGUUCGUACGAUUCAGUCUCUGAACACUCUCAUCAACGUUCUGGUCGAUAACGGCGAGUUGGAAAAGGCAAAAAGCUUUUUCGACGGAGCAAAGGAUAUGCGUUUGCGUCCCAAUUCGGUCUCUUUCAAUAUAUUGAUCAAAGGGUUUCUUGAUAAAUGCGAUUGGGAAGCUGCAUGUAAGGUGUUCGACGAAAUGCUUGAGAUGGAAGUGCAACCGAGUGUUGUGACAUACAAUAGCCUGAUUGGAUUCUUAUGCCGAAAUAACGAUAUGGGUAAGGCGACGAGCUUGCUUGAAGAUAUGAUUAAGAAAAGAAUACGCCCCAAUGCUGUGACAUUUGGGUUGUUAAUGAAAGGUUUAUGUUGUAACGGAGAGUACAAUGAAGCAAAGAAGUUGAUGUUUGAUAUGGAGUAUCGUGGGUGUAAACCGGGUCUCGUUAACUACGGGGUUUUAAUGAGUGACCUUGGAAAGAGAGGGAAAAUCGAUGAGGCAAAGAUUCUACUCGGCGAGAUGAAGAAAAGACGGAUCAAACCAGAUUUUGUCAUCUAUAAUAUUCUGGUAAACCAUCUUUGCACUGAGGGUAGAGUCCCCGAGGCUUAUAGAACACUGACGGAAAUGCAGAUGAAAGGUUGUAAACCAAAUGCAGCUACAUAUCGUAUGAUUGUUGAUGGGUUUUGUCGUAUUGGGGAUUUUGAUUCAGGGUUGAAUGUUUUGAAUGCAAUGCUUGCAAGCAGACACUCUCCCACACCUGCAACGUUUGUACGUAUGGUUUCUGGGCUGAUAAAAGGCGGUAACUUGGACCAUGCUUGCUUUGUGUUAGAGGUGAUGGGAAAGAAAAAAUUAAGCUUUGGAUAUAGUGCUUGGCAAAAUCUACUUUGUGAUCUCUGCAUCAAGGAUGGAGGAGCUUAUUGUGAGGCUUUGUCAGAAGCUAUUUCCACCUAAGCAUUAAAUGCUACAAAGUACUCGUAUUCCUGAUAUUAGCUCUCGCCAUUACUUUUGUCUCAGCUGGUCGGCUUCUUGAUGAAGAAGAAGAUAUUGGGUUGGU
Messenger RNA from Arabidopsis lyrata subsp. lyrata, 1504 nucleotides. Its product is annotated as pentatricopeptide repeat-containing protein At1g07740, mitochondrial. Bases 22 to 1401 code for a protein of 459 amino acids. Gene Ontology annotation, molecular function: protein binding. NCBI's taxonomy places the organism in Eukaryota, Viridiplantae, Streptophyta, Magnoliopsida, Brassicales, Brassicaceae. The transcript is spliced from 2 exons. The record is from RefSeq and is a predicted model, not a curated record.